GAGAGUUCACCUGCAUGCCUGCCCUGGACCUUGGGGCGGAGCUUGGGGCAGGCACACCUGCCCUGGGGGCGGGGGCUACCAGACCCCUGCCCCGAUCUGCCUGGGAGGAGCUAAUAGUGCUGCUGCUGCUGCCGCUGCUGCUGCUGAAGGGAGGCUCCUGGGGAGCAAGCCCCCUUCGCCCCCUGUGCAGACCAACUAAUGCCACCCUGGCUGCAGAGAGCGAUGCCUGCCCAGUGUGCGUCACCUUCACCACUACCAUCUGUGCUGGCUACUGCCCCAGCAUGGUGCGAGUGAUUCCAGCUGCGCUGCCUCCUGGCCCUCAGCUGGUCUGCACGUAUAGGGAGCUGAGCUUCUCCUCCAUCCGGCUGCCCGGAUGUCCUCCUGGUGUGGACCCUGUCUUCUCCUUCCCUGUGGCCCUCAGCUGCACCUGUGGAUCCUGCCGCCUGAGCCAUUCGGACUGCGGGGGUCCACGGGCCCGACCCCACCUCUGCACCCGGCCUCAACUCAGCCUGCAGCUCCUCUAGGGCCCAGACCUGGGGCCCCAGCCUCUCCCUUCACCUCUAGGGUGGCACCUUCCACUCCCCUUUUCCAUCCCCUCCUCCCCACCAAUCCCCAAUAAAGAUUUCUCAUCUCA
Molecule: messenger RNA, 634 nt
Organism: Phascolarctos cinereus (koala)
Lineage: Eukaryota; Metazoa; Chordata; Mammalia; Diprotodontia; Phascolarctidae
Product: lutropin subunit beta
Biological process (GO): G protein-coupled receptor signaling pathway
Cellular component (GO): extracellular region; cytoplasm
Molecular function (GO): hormone activity
Source: RefSeq, a predicted model, not a curated record